Messenger RNA from Arabidopsis arenosa, 761 nucleotides. The record is from the annotation of a GenBank genome assembly. NCBI's taxonomy places the organism in Eukaryota, Viridiplantae, Streptophyta, Magnoliopsida, Brassicales, Brassicaceae.
CAAAAACAAUAAUCACCUCUUAAAGUAACAUCUUUGUUUUUCUCUCACCUCUAAGAAACAAUGUUGAGUGCUUUUUUGGGUCAUGCAUCAGCUAUUGCUAUAGCUUCACCAGUAGUCAGCAUUGUUGGCAUCAGCUAUAUUCAAUGUAAUAAUUUAGUAGAGGAAGUGACUAAGGCGUACGAGAUCCAGUUCAAAAUAGACAUGGGAAGUUUUCUUGAAGCAAGAGCAGAAGAAAUUGUCUCGGGCGGAUUGAUGAUCCUUUCAGGACAAUGCUUGCCAGAUGGGAUCCCAAAGGCUUUGACAUGGCAAGGUGUUGUGAUCGAUAUGAUUGGAGAUUGUCUUAUGGAUAUGGCUAAACUGGGAAUAACGAGCAAGGAAAAGAUCGAACUGUUCAGUUUGCCCACAUAUAUCCCGCAUAUUAGUGAAUUCAAGGCAAACAUUGAGCAAAAUGAAAACUUUAGGAUCGAGACAAUGGAGGAGAUAAGUCAUCCUAUGGAUUAUAUGCCAUUAACCAACGACUUCAUCACUUCCAUGUUUCGAGCCAUUCUCAAUACUAUAAUUGAAGAACACUUUGGAGACGGUGUGGUCGAUGAGCUAUUCGAUCGACUUGCUAAGAAGCUGGACAAGUACCCAAUUGAUUUCAAAAUGUUCUUUGGUUUGGAUUACAUCAAUAUACCUGGAACCUUCAUACCAAAGGUUUGGAAAUUUGCACAAAGCCAAAAAAAGCGGUGAAUUGUGGUGAAGAAAACAUUAGUGGAGUU